CAUGUUGUGGUUUUGAAUGAGGAAGAAGCGGGAGAUGUUCUUCUUCAACGUGUUUAUUUGCAGUGUUUUUAGUUACAUCAAUUGCAUUUAAUCAGUUAAGGUUACGUUUCAAAAUGAUGGCAAAAUUUCCGACCGUGUUCCCAGCGACUUACCGCAUUCCCGUUGGAUUUUAAACAUACUUCACUAAAUUAGCCUCGCAGCUAACAGCGCUAGCUAGCGGGCUAGCUCGGGCAGCUAGCUCGGAGCUAACGCGCUAAGUGUUGCGUCUCAAGUAAAACGGUAAAAUGCGACCUGCGUGCGCGGCUCGCCCCUGAAACGGCUCCGGUUCAUCUACCUCAGUCGAAUGAAGCAGUGCGUGUUUGGUUUUGUUUUAUAUAUUAACGGUUAGAUCGGUAACGGGGGAGCAGUUUGCCUUUUAAACCAGCGUUAUUUCUGAAACUUUUGAGCCAUGUUGAAUAAAAUCUACGGGUGGCUCGAGACCAGCCUGGGUAAUCUCCGCAACGGUGAGCCGGCUGAGGAGGAGUACUCACACGGACACCCGGCACCGGGGCUCGCUCCAGCACGGAGGAAAAGACCCAUUGAAUGUUUGGAGGAGGACGAUACCAUCGACCAAGAAGUCUUAAUGGUUAAGAAGUCACGAAUGGGUGAUCUUAUUGAUUCAGUCAAGACUGCAGCUGAAGGAGUAAAGAGUCAUAGUACCAGUAUGGCUACGUGGAUGAGGAAUAAUGUAAGCCCGAAUUUGAGAAAUAUUCUUUCUACCUCUUCUGAUUCUCAUCCUGGAGAGCCACAGCCUUCAACAUCAGGAGCAAUCUGGACAGGGAGGCCGAUUGUUGAGAGGAACUCUUUGGAUGAGACAUUUGCUGCUCCCUCAACAACCUUGGACUGGAAAACAUCCAAAUCAGAGUGGUUGCGUAAUGAUAAAACCAUUAUGGGAUCAAAAGUCUGCAGGCGACAGGUGUGCAUGAGUCCCACACAUCGUGAGGUGCCAAAAACAAAUGGACACUCGGUCAACAUGUCACCCCCCACCACCCCUCAAUUGCCCUUCCCAAGGUUAGGGAGGCCCCUUAACGUCAGAUCAUGUGGAACUUCAAGUUUGUGUGGUGGAGUGGGUUCGUCGAGAAGCUCCUGCACCAGCAUGUAUGAGAAGACCUUUCCCAUUAAAAUGGUGCAGACCACGACUCACAGCACUCUGUCGAGUCGCCAACGCGGGACCAAAUCCCACUGCACAGCACAGGAGUCUGUGCAUGAAGAGGAGAGGGAAAUCUACAGGCAGCUUCUGACCAUGGUUUCUGGGGGUCAUUCGUCUUUCCUUCAGAACGGCAGCUCACACACCAUUGUGAGGUCACACCGAGAUUUCACCAGCUUCCUCACCAGCUGCAGACCACUACGAAUCUCUUCACCAACUGGGUCAGCAGGAGCAGGAACUUCAGAGCGAGCCAGUAGCCCUCCCAGCCCCAGAGGGAUGUCUAGCCAGUGCUCCAGCAACCUCCACAGCCCAGUGGGAGCUUCCCUUAAGCCAGGAAUCCAGAUGUGGUCUCAAGACUCAGACAUCAACUCCAGCAGAGCAGCUGCACUCACAUCUGCUCCUUCCCCAUCAGCUUUACAGGACAACACCUCUCAGGACACACAGUCAUCAAUUCAUGAUGGCGACUCUGUAAUUAUAGUUCAUGAGAAAAAAAGUAAAAGGCAGGACAGUUCCAGUGUGCCAUAUUUCCAAGCUGAAUUAUGGAUCAAGGAAUUGAGCAGUAUGUAUGACUGUCGAGCGAGAGAAAGACGGAGACAAAUAGAAGAGCAGGAGGCCCUGGCUGCCCGGCUGCUGAAACAGCGCUUGUCUGACGAGGGACAACGCAGCCCAGAUGUGGAAGUCCAUGUUCGAGUUCCUUUGGAGAAAGAGGUCCCUGUGACUCGUGUGACAGAAAAACCAAGGCCUUUGGAUGAGGCACCAGAAUUUCCUGAAUUCACGGAGGAAAUGGAUAUUGAAAUAAGAGGGCUGAUGAGAGGGGGUAAUCCUCAUGAAGUUUUAAGUGAAGGUUUUGGUCUCAGCCUUACACGAAAAGACCUGCAAACGCUCAGCAACCUCAACUGGCUCAACGAUGAGGUGAUCAACUUUUACAUGAACCUGCUGGUUGAACGGAGCAAGAAACCAAGCCUGCCAUCUGUCAAUACGUUCAACACUUUUUUCUACCCUAAGCUGCGCAGCAGCGGCUAUUCUGCUGUUCGCCGCUGGACCAAAAAGAUGGACAUCUUUGCUAAAGACUUACUGUUGGUCCCUGUCCACUUGGGGAUGCAUUGGUGCCUCUCUGUGGUGGAUUUCCGCAAAAAGUCUGUCAUGUACUUUGAUUCUAUGGGAGGAACCAAUCUUGACGCUUGCCUGACAUUACUUGAAUACCUUCAACAUGAAUGUAAGGACAAGAAGGGCAAAGAAAUGGUUACGGAAGGCUGGAUUCUGCACAGCAAAGACCAGAAUGAAAUCCCACAGCAGAUGAAUGGUAGCGACUGUGGAAUGUUCACAUGUAAAUAUGCAGAUUACAUUACCAAAGACAAGCCUAUCACAUUCACACAGAAACACAUGCCCUACUUCAGAAGAAGAAUGGUUUGGGAGAUUUUGAACCGCAGGCUUUUGUGAUGUCAGGACGGAGAGUGGAAAUUUGUACAGUUAGUUUGCAGCUCAAAAGGUGAUUGAGCUGCGCUCCUCAGGAGGACCCACUGACUGUGGCCCUUUUUACUGACAGACUUGCAGACCAGCUCCUCAGAUCAGCAACCAGCUGCGUCCAUCCUCAAAGGCCAAGUAAGCCAACAUCAUCUGGUGGAUGAUGGGGUGUUGCUGCAGCAGCAUGAAUCACUGCCUCCCAGUCAAUCCAGUUCAUUCAGUUUUGAUGCACCAGCUGAGCAGCAGCAUAGCAGCUGAGCUGCUGCAUGUUGCCUAGGCAGAACUGUUUUCGAAAUUGUACUUUUACUGAGCUACAAAUCAUACUCUGAGGUGCAUUGUUUGCUCAAUGUUUUUGUUUACAUGAGUGGAUUUUCUGGUUAGAGUAUUAGUAUUUUGAUACUCUUCAUAAGAUGCAAAGGAGUUGACCAAUCUGAACGGCAUCUACACUAAAAUCCUCUCUAUUUAGGCAAAAGACUUUUAACUUUUAAUUCAAAAGGGGUGCCAACUACCAGUUAUUUGCUUUCUCAGAGUAAUUGGUCUUAUUUUUCUGUUGAUCACUCCAUGUACUGAUUGACUGUCUGGUGCAGGUAUAUUAGGCAGUAUAAACAUUAAACCUAAAGUGUUUUUUUUUCUGAACUCUGACUAAAGUGCACAAAAGUCUUCAAACUUGUUGCCUCAGAGUAUGAUUUUUUUUUUUUUUUUUUUUUUAAUGAAUAAAAAGAAUGUCUUACCGUCACUGACUUACGUGUAACAGAAAUGUUACAACCUAAAACAGCAGGGUAAUGAAGUUUUGCCAUUUCCUUGUUCACUAUUAUUGAUAAGAGUGUAAAAAGUCUAUUUUAUGUAUUUGAGAGUUGUCUUUUCUUUCCACAGCAACUUUUGAUGCAUAUUCAGUAUAUUUUGAAUUUUGUAUAUACUUAAAACUUAGAACGUACUGUGUAAUAAACAUUUAAAAGAAUUUUCCUUUUUUAUUCAAACAAAACUGUAUUGGAAAUAAAUGAUCAGUUAUUACGUGGUUUGUGUUAUCUCCAAAUCUGACUGAUGUGAAAGUGCCACAUUUUAUAAAUAUGAGAGAAUCUGUACACUUUUUGGCUUAUUUACAAUAAAUGCAGUAUAUUUUGCACUAUAUAACCAGCAGAAAUAAAAGCACAGAAACCACAGUGGAAAAAACAUUUAUUAAAA
This is a messenger RNA of Cololabis saira (Pacific saury), 3832 nucleotides long. It is a transcript of the gene senp1, whose product is annotated as SUMO specific peptidase 1. NCBI's taxonomy places the organism in Eukaryota, Metazoa, Chordata, Actinopteri, Beloniformes, Belonidae. The transcript is spliced from 18 exons. The coding region runs from base 449 to 2626 and encodes 725 amino acids. The record is from RefSeq and is a predicted model, not a curated record. Gene Ontology annotation, molecular function: deSUMOylase activity. Gene Ontology annotation, biological process: protein desumoylation. Gene Ontology annotation, cellular component: nucleus.